AUGUGGCGAGCGGCGGCCGCGGAGGCGCGGCGGCUGCUGCGGGCUGUCCCUGCCGCGGCGGGGGCCGCCCUCCGGACGGGGCCGCCUCCCUGGGGGGCCGGGGCGCCCCGCGGGGUCUACGCGGCGGCGCGGAGCGCGGAAGGCGGCGGAGCUGGAGCGCCAGGAGCGGCGGCGGAGCGGCGCCAGGCGGCAGAUGCCAUUCUUCCAAAGUUCAACAUUGACUUUGUUGUAGCUCUGCUGAGGCAAGAAAACGCUAAAGACAUAUGUGUCAUCCAGCUGCCUCCUGAAAAAAAAUACUGUGAUUAUUUUGUAGUUGUGAGUGGAUUUUCAACGCGACAUCUCCAUGCAAUGGCACAUUACAUGCUGAAAAUGUACAAGCAUCACAAAGAAGAAAGUAGUCCUCAUGCUCAGAUUGAAGGCAAAGAGACAGAUGACUGGCUGUGCAUCGAUUUUGGUAGCAUAGUGGUGCAUUUCAUGCUGCCAGAGACACGGGAGACUUAUGAAUUGGAGAAGCUAUGGACUCUUGGUUCCUAUGAUGACCAGUUAGCACAGAUGACUCGGCAGUCACUGCCAGAAGACUUCAUACUGAAACUGUCUCCUAACAGCAGUGAUCAUCUUGAGACAGGAACUUAAUGCAGCUGCUGAAAGGAGUGUGCCUUCACAGAUCUGAGAAUGCACAGUCUCAAUUACUGACAAGUCACAACAGGUGUUCCGUGCAAAACAGCAUAUUCAGCAGGUAAAGUUCUGCUGAACAAGGUACAAAAACUAUCAGAAUUAUUGAAUCAUUAAGGUUGGAAAAGACCUACAGAUUAAGUCCAACCAUAAAGUGUCAAAGAAAGAAUUGCAGCAUAAGGGAACUUGCUAGGGGGAUCACUGACUCAAGGGAGUUUGCAGUGAGAAGAGUGGAACAAAGACAGCUACUUAAGCUUCUUACCCUGGAAACUCAUGCUUAGCCUCUACAGUAGUUGUUUUUCUAGUAUCUGUGGGAGACCUGCUUGUAGUGGCAGUGCAAAAGCAAUGUGAGUGCUGCAAGGAAAAAUUAAGUGAGAUAGUAUAGUUUAGAUGGAGCUUCGUGUAUGUAGACUGUUGAUUCUGGUCACAAUCAAGCAAGUCAUGUUCUCAGGUGAAGAAAACAGACUAGUGUGUUAGUUACUAAGCAUAUAAAAGCCCAGAGCAGCGGUUACAAAUACUGUUCUGUUAACUGAAGACACAUUUCAGUUUUCCAGCCAAGGCCAAUCUGGUCUUAAUAAUAAUAAAAAAACCCAAUACCCUGAA
This is a messenger RNA of Colius striatus (speckled mousebird), 1275 nucleotides long. RefSeq names its product mitochondrial assembly of ribosomal large subunit 1 (gene MALSU1). Gene Ontology annotation, cellular component: mitochondrion. The record is from RefSeq and is a predicted model, not a curated record. Gene Ontology annotation, molecular function: ribosomal large subunit binding. Lineage: Eukaryota; Metazoa; Chordata; Aves; Coliiformes; Coliidae. The transcript is spliced from 4 exons. Gene Ontology annotation, biological process: negative regulation of ribosome biogenesis; negative regulation of translation. Bases 1 to 633 code for a protein of 210 amino acids.